AUGGACUCCCAAAGCCCAGCCACACUGUUUGCUCUUGCUGUACAGAGUCUACUGAACAGUGAGCCUGAAGUGAUCCAUGCUCUGCAACACAUCCCAAGAAGACUUUUUGUUCCAUUUUUCAAGGCUGCCUUCAUGGGUGGGCAUAAGAAUAUUAUUACAAGGAUGGUGAAGAUUUGGCCCUUUACCUGUCUCCAUAUGGGGACAUUAAAUGUACAGGAGCCACAGCAUGAACUCUUGAAAGCCAUGGUUGAGAGUCUUCCGGUCUUUCCUAACCAGAACUCAGAUUUUCGGAGCUGUGAACUGAGGGUCCUUGAUUUAAGAAAGGAUGAUGGCUGCAAGACUGUAUGCUCUGAAAGCAAUGAUAAGUCAGUGACCUGUUUUCAUGCUUGUGCUUAUUCUGAACACUCUAUCUUGAAAAGAGAAUCCCGAUGUAAUGUUGUAAAUUCAGAAUCUGAGGGUCAGUCUUCCAGGCAGCCUAUGGAAUUACUAGUGGACAUUUGCCUCAAUGGUACCCUAGGGGAAGAUGAAUUUUUGUCUUUUCUUCUGAGUAAAGCAAAGGAGAGUUUAGGUUUCUUGCACCUCUGCUGUCGAGAUUUGCAAAUUUAUAAAUUGUGUAACUGCAAAAGUACCUUGAGUUGCCUAGAUCUGCAGUGUGUUAAAGAACUGUCAUUCAAUCAGGCUUCUCUGAGUGAAGUCACUAAAAUUUUGUCUCAGGUGGUCCAGUUGGACAAACUUAGCCUGUCUAAAAUCACUUGUAAAUCUUUGAAUGGGAUAAUCUGUGGAAAUUUUACUACUCAGCUAAGGCGUAUGGACCACCUCAAGGAGCUCAACUUGUCUUUCUGCUUGACAGAUCAUCUUGAAAAUAUCUUGAGUGUCCUGCCAUCCGGUUUGGAUUUCUUGAGCCUGAAUUCCUGUCGGCUGUCUCACAAUGACUUUAAAUUUCUGUCCCAGUGCCCUCAGGUCAACCAUCUAAAGCAGUUAAAUCUUAGUAACAACCGAAUAUUUUCGGAAGAUUGUGAGUCUUUACACACUCUCCUUCAGAAAGUUUCAGGUACCCUGCAGCAUCUAGCAAUAGACUAUUGUCUCUUAACAGAUGCUACACUCCCUGUUCUGAUUUCAUCAAUAAGCCACUGUUCCCAUCUUCGUCUGCUUAGAUUUGGCUGUAACCCCAUUACAAUGCCUAUGCUAAAGAGAGUUAUGCAGCACUUAACAUGUUUGAUGGAAUUGAAAUAUGUGGUAUAUUCUCUCCCUGUGCAUUGCUAUGGAAUAUGGGAUUUUCUGGGCAGGUUAGACCCACAGAAGUUUGCUGAAGUGAAAGCAGAAAUAAGUAUGAUGCUACAAGUGGCACAGCGCAACGAUAUGAAAUGGAUUACUUACUUUGAGGAAAUUUAA
Molecule: messenger RNA, 1392 nt
Organism: Nannospalax galili (Upper Galilee mountains blind mole rat)
Lineage: Eukaryota; Metazoa; Chordata; Mammalia; Rodentia; Spalacidae
Product: melanoma antigen preferentially expressed in tumors-like
Exons: 3
Coding region: 1-1392 (463 amino acids)
Cellular component (GO): cytoplasm
Molecular function (GO): protein binding
Source: RefSeq, a predicted model, not a curated record